CGCGUCGGUGUUUACUCAUGACGUGUGUGCCGAAGCCAUUGGAGCGAUGUGGCUAACGCUAACGACAUGAACAGGUCCCAUUAAAACGUCGCAGUGGACAGUUUGCCCCAGAAUACACGCGGGAGACAAGUAAGGAGGGACAGGAUGUUGGAGUCCUACGUCACGCCGCUCCUGAUGAGCUACGUCAACAAGUACAUUAAGAAUCUGAAGCCGUCCGACCUGCAGCUGUCUCUCUGGGGAGGAGAUGUGGUGCUCAGCAAGUUGGACCUGAAACUGGACGUACUGGAACAGGAGUUGAAGCUGCCUUUCACAUUCAUGAGUGGUCAUAUCCAUGAACUGCGUAUUCACGUACCGUGGACCAAGCUGGGCUCCGAGCCUGUAGUCAUCACCAUCAACACCAUGGAGUGCAUUCUCAAGCUGAGGGAUGGAGCUCAGGAUGACCACGACAGCGGCUCCAGCUCCACCAGUCGCAGUGUCUCAGACAGCUCCAAGGCUGUGGCCAAGCCCCGCCGCCUCCAGCAGGCUGCCCCCAGUGACCCAGACCUGCCCCCAGGUUACGUGCAGAGUCUGAUCAGACGCGUGGUGAACAACGUGAAUAUUGUGGUGAACAACCUGAUCCUCAAGUAUGUGGAAGAUGACAUCGUGCUUUCGGUCAACAUCACGGCGGCGGAGUGCUACACGGUGGACGAUAUGUGGGAGAGGGCCUUCAUGGACAUCGCUGCUCCUGAGCUCGUCCUCAGGAAAGUGAUCAACUUUGCAGACUGCACCGUCUGCUUGGACAAGCGGAACGCUAGUGGCAAGAUCGAGUUCUACCAGGACCCACUGCUGUACAAGUGCUCCUUCAGAACGCGCCUUCAUUUCACCUACGACAACAUCAACUCCAAGAUCCCGUCUGUCAUCAAAAUCCAGACCAUGGUGGAGAGCCUGAAGUUGUCCAUCACCGAUCAGCAGUUGCCCAUGUUCAUCCGCAUAUUAGAGCUGAUCAUUGCCCUCUACUACGGAGAAAUCGGAGGACACAGAGAGGGCGAGGGCGAAGAGGGCAGUGGUCACGCCAGGGAGGCUGGAGGAAAUGUACCUGGGAUGGAUGUGGACAUUGAAAACCAGGGGACGACCACAGACCUUUACUUGCAGCCCGGGAGUCUUGAAGAUGGAGACCAAGGCUGGGUGUCGUGGGCUUGGUCAUUUGUUCCAGCCAUCGUCGACGCAGAGGAGGAAAGUGAGGAAGACCUCUACCAGCAGAGAGAGACAGGCAGCAUCCCCAACUGCCCCCAGCAACACACACACAAAGACCCCAUUGUGUCCAUAGGUUUCUACUGCACCAAAGCUUCUGUUACCUUUAAGCUGACUGAGACACAUUCAGAGAGCAGCUACUACAGUCCACAGAAGGUCAAGUCCAGAGAGGUGCUGUGCCUGGAGCAACAGGGCAUCACUAUUGAGGUGCUGAUGAUGGGAGAGCCCUUCUUCGACUGUCAGAUUGGCUUUGUGGGCUGCCGGGCCCUUUGUUUGAAAGGGAUCAUGGGAGUACGAGAUUUUGAGGAUAACAUGAAUCGAAGUGAAGAGGAAGCAGUGUUCUUCAGCUGUGGGGACAGCCUAAGCAAUAAAGGAAUGACUUACCUGACCAACUCUCUCUUCGACUACCGCAGCCCAGAGAAUAACGGAGUCAGAGCUGAGUUCAUCCUAGACACUGCAAAUCACAAGGAGACCUACACAGAGAUAGCGGGCAUGCAGCGCUUUGGUGCUUUCUACAUGGAUUAUCUCUACACAAUGGAGAACAGCAGUGGCAAAGGCUCCCAGGACUUCUCGGUGGCGAACACGGAGGAGGUAGCGCCUGUAGUUCAAGAAACCUCCAUCAAGAGACUGGUGGUUGGACCUCUGGAUGUCAGGCUACACAGCAGCGCUGUCCACCGCAUCCUCAAGAUGGUCACCUGUGCCAUGGACCACGAGUACGAACCCUACUGCAAACCACAGCAAGAAAUGAUUGAGGAGAGCCACGGUCCGGCUAAAUCAGAGGAGAUAUCGAGCUUGGAAGAAUUCAUCCCAACCAGACUCACUUGUCUCACUCUGCUCCAAGUGUCAGUCACCGUCUCCAUGGCGGAGUUCAACCUCCUGCAAUCACUAAUGCCUGUCAUCAUGGGACACAAGGCGGCACCGGGACCGGUCUACGUGGCCGUGUUUCAGCCAGUGCGUCCUCUACCUUCUGUGCAGUUUGAGGUGGAGAGGGUGAACGUCGAACACUCGGUGCCCAUGUAUGCCCCAGAGUUGGUCAGCACCGUCAGCAGCCUCAGCCAGCCGUCUGACAACCUGCUACAUCACUGCUACGCACACCUCUACCUCAAGGUGUUUGGGUUCCAGGCAGGCUUGACAUGCCAGGACAGUACAGGGGGUUUCCUGCCUCUCAUACCCAUCAUCCCUUCCUUCAGUACUGCACUCUACGGGAAGCAGAUUCAGAUGCCUGCAUACUGGAGCAAAAGGUCUUCGGUCCCCACCGACGAGUGUAUUCUUGAGCUUCCCCACUUCACUGUCCAGGCCACCCGGGCCCAGACGCUCUUGCUCCAAGCGGUCUGUCAGAGUUGGACCCACAGCACGACCAACGGAGCCCCGCUGACGCUCAGCAAAAGCCUGCUCAAUGAAGUGUUCAGAGCUCCAGGUGUGAAAUCUCUGGGCCCGUCACCGACUCUGGAGGGCUCCAUCCAAAACCUGGAGCUGAAGUUCUGCAGCCGCGCGACGGUGAAAUGCGCCUCAGGAACCGUGGGAGCUGUAAAAGUGUGCGCCAGGACCCCAGGCUCAGGUGAGGGGGCGAAGGAGAAGCUGGUUCCUCUCAUCCAGGGCCCGUCUGACACCAAAGAACUCCACACGAGCCGCUGGCUCAACGAGAUCCGCAAGCCCGAGUCUCUGCUCGCCCCCGACCUGUUGGCGUUCUCUGUUCUGGUCCCUCAGCAAGGAGACAGUUGCAGGAACUCAGGUGCAGUUCUUCUGGUCAGUGUCCAGGGCAUCGCCGUCAACAUGGAUCCCGUGUUGUGCACAUGGCUGCUGUAUCAACCUCACAGAGGCAGCAGCAGGCAGCAGAAUCCGGGUCCAGUUUCUUUGGCCAAGAGGAGAGAGGAUGAGGUGUCAGUCGGGAGCACGCCAUUGGCCAAACAGCCCUCCAAUCAGGCCUCUGACUACGCCAGCAGCCCGGUCAAGACCAAGACAGUCACAGAAUCACGUCCCCUUUCCAUCCCGAUGAAGGUGAUGCCCGACACCACGCCGGUGGACUCGUGGACAACCUCCGAAGAAAGAAUGAAGGAGCUCAUCGCCCACGCCUGGGACGCCGUAAAGCGCCUCACUGUACAGUUGGAGCUGCAGUCAUGCUGCGUGUUCCUGCCUAACGACAGCCUCCCCUCCCCGAGCACCAUCAUCUGCGGAGACAUUCCCGGCACCGUCCGUAGCUGGUACCACAACCAGGCCGCCAUGCCCGGGACGCUGGUGGUCUGCCUGCCGCAAAUCAGUGUCCUCAGCGCCGGGCAUAAGUACACGGAGCCACUGCAGGAGCUCCCCUUCGAGGUCUCCAAGCCCAUCUUGGAGGAAGGCGAUGCCUUCCCGUGGACGAUGAGCCUGAGUCAGUUCAGCGUGUACACGCUGCUGGGCCAGCAGCGGAGCCUGAGCCUGUUGGAGCCGAUGGGCUGCACGUCCACACUCGCCGUCACCUCCCACAAGCUGCAGAGCUGCUCUGAAGGGAGGCACUCGUUCGUCGUCUGCCUCCACGUCGACCUGCAGCCCGUCCACGUCAAGUCCUCCAACCCUCAGGUUCAACUGUUGUACGAGCUCCUCCUGAGCUGGAGCUCCACGUGGGCCCGGCUCCAGAGGCACGGCAUCUUGCGUCAGACCUCCACCGCCCCAGAACCGCCUGCCGGUGCCGCACCGUCCUCCCCGGUCCGCAGCAGCGCCGGCACCGCCCUGCCGGACACCAGCACCUGCAGCCCCUCGGCAGACUUUGGCUCCCCCACUGAGGGCGACUCGGUGCCGGCGGCAGACAACAGUCCGUUCGCAGACACGGUGACUUUGGAGCAGAAGACCAGCAGCAUCGGAGGGACCAGCGGGAAGGUCAGCCUGUGGAUGCAGUGGAUGUUGCCCAAGGUCACUGUCAAGCUGUUUGCUCCCGACCCAACCGCCAAAAAGACAGAGCUCUGUGUCAUCAGCGAGCUGGAAGACCUGAGUGCCUCCGUCGAUGUCCAGGAUGUUUACACAAAGAUCAAAUGUAAAGUUGGCAGCUUCAACAUCGACCACUACAGGCGCAGUAUGGAGGAUGGUGUUCGGAGCUCAGGCAGCUGUGGAGGAGUGGUCCUCUCUUGCACUGACAAGCUGAACAGACGCACUGUGUUGGUUCGACCCGUCAGCAAGCAAGACUCUUUCAGCCACUUCUCUGGCUUUUUCCCUCCUACGGCGGCCAAAGUCCUGGAGGGCUCUCACCAGCAGCACGGCUUCCUGUCCAUCACCUACACUCAGGCCGUCACCAAAAACGUCCGUCACAAGCUCACCACCCGCUCUGAGCGGCCGGCGCGCAGCAGCGCGGCCGCCGACCCCCUGGCGGACAGCUCCCCCAUGUACCUGAGAGAGAUCCUGCUGACAGCGCAGCCUUUCGACGUGGUGCUCUCCUGUCCGUUGAUGGCCACCGUCGCAGGGGUUCUUCAGGCGACAGUUCCGCGGCGCUACAGAGAGCGCGGGAAGUCGGCCGGCCAGCCGAUGAGAAGCCACACACUGAGCUCUCGCUGUUUGCCGCUCAUCUACAUCAACACCAGUGUGAUCAGGGUCUUCUGUCCCGGAGCACAAGACAAGCAGCCGCCAUCAGUAGACCUCCACAUGAAACAAGAGGACACCCUGGUGUUAAAGAUGGGGUCCCUCAGCAUGGCUCCGCAGGCUGAUAACCCCCUGACCCGCACUGUGCUGCGAAAAGACAUCUACCAGCGGGCGCUGAACCUGGGAAUCCUGCGCGACCCCGGCUCGGAGGUGGAGGACCGUCAGUACCAGGUGGAUCUCCAGUCCAUCACCAUCGGAACAGCUCAGUGGGAGCAGCUCAAGCCGGAGAAGGAGGGAAUCAAAAGCGGUGUGUCGGCCGAGGGCGAGAGGAACUCCCAGAACCCUGCGCUGGAGUGGAACAUGGCCAGCAGUAUUAGGAGGCACCAGGAGCGUCGGGCCAUCCUGACACCGAUCCUGACCGACUUCUCUGUUCGAGUGACGGCAGCCCCCGCCAUCAUCUUCAGCAAGAACCUCUCUCCAGACAGUGGACAGACGGAGGAGGUGGUGGUGUGUGGCCACUCCCUGGAGGUGAACGUGACCAGCAGUCUGGACUUCUACCUCAGCGUGGGACAGGUGCAGCUCCUGCAGCAGCUUCUCAGAGACAACGUGGUCGGCAUGGACGCUCCUGAGAAAAGUGCUGAGGUGCGUCGACAUGAGCAGAAGUGCGGCAAAAGUCUUGACCGGGCGUCCGCCGCCGACAGCCCGUCGCGUCACAGCAUAACCGGGCAGGACAGCGGCUUUGGCAGCGACAGCGCUCGCAUCCGCAUCGUCCAAAUCGAGCAGCAGAGCGGCGCCAGCCACCAUUGCAUCGCGAGGCCCUCCCGCAAGUCCACCAUCACCAAGAACCUCAACUUUAUCCCUUUCGACAUCUUCGUCACCGCCAGUCGGCUGUCCGUCAUGACGUACGCCUGCUCCAGCUCCUCAAAGACCCUUCCCUCAUCGUCCGACCCCCCCAGCGCGCUGGAGAAGAAGGAGGCUGCGGAUAAGGUGGGAAAGAGUGCCCUCAACCAGCCGGAGAUCCUGUCCGAGUCCCCUCCGGCCUCGGCCUCCCCGACCCCGGACCCUGCUCCAGCUGCGCAGGGUUCCCUCGCUGGCCUGACAGCUGAGGACAUCUUCAACAGCAACACGUCCCAGCCGGCCUCCCCGCUCCUGAGGGGCAGCCUGCUCUCCCUGAGCAGUCUGCCAACUCCCAGUCGCUCCUCAGCGCGCCAGGCGCUGGGCGUGACCAUCGUGAGGCAGCCGGGCAGAAGGGGGGCCGGGGACCAGGUGUUGGAACCCCUGCUGUAUCUCCAGGUGAUGCAACCGUCUGCCCUGCUCAGCUGCCACCACCGCAAGCAGAGGAUGGAGCUGUCUGUGUUCGACGUGGCCUUGAGAGGAGUUCCGUCGGACUACAAGUGCCUCGACCCAGGAAAGACUCUCCCAGAAUCUCUUGACUACAACGUGUUCUGGCUGCAGACAGUAGCAGCAGAGGUAGACAGUAAAACGGGCAUCCCUCCCCCCCUGCUCAGCCUCCAGAUCAAAGAUUUCCUCAAUGGACCAGCUGAGCUCAACGUGGAGCUUUCACGGCCCCUGAAAAUCAACCCCACACUGGCAAAGCUGGAGCAGGCCAAAGCCUACCUGAGCAAAGUCCUUCCCAACCACGUGUGGGAUUCCUCCGGUAAACCCCCGUCGGCUCCCGCCACGCCUCACUCCUCCCCGACGAGGACGCUGCCCAGGCCCGCGCUCCCUCGGUCGGACGCCCAGCACCGGGCCUCGGCUCCGGGCAAAGCCAACAGCGUGCGGGCCCUGGCGCUGACCUUCCACAAGGUGUCCCUCCGCACCGCCCAGAUGGUGGUCGUCAUGGAGACGGAGGCCCACCCAAUGAGGCCCAGCGUCACGGUAUCGGUGUCGGCCAUGACGGGGAGUCUGCACGUGAAGCCGGGGCCUAGGAUAGAAGACGCAGUUCAGUCUUCCUCUGUGCUGCUGGAGCUGCGGGACGUGUUGGUGAGAACAGGCCUAAAGGACCGGAGUCACCUCCUGCUCGGCCCGUUCUCCUGCGGCACCUCCCUGGAGGCCCGCUGGUGCCGGCACAGCGGCAGCCCUGGACCGGAGCCCGGCCCCCCUAAACUGCUGCUGGACCUGAAGGGAGGCCUGCUGCAGGUCUUUUGGGGCCAAGAGCAUCUGAACUGCCUGACGCUGGUGGAGGAGCACCUACGGACGUACCUUCGCCUUCAGAGAGAGGACUCGGCCGAUGGCUGUUCCAGGAGCCACCCCCGCCACCCGCAGCCGCCCCCCUCCCCAGGCGCUCCCUCUCCUCGGACAGAGCACAGCUCCGAUGACUUGCGCACGGGGCAUUUUAACUACAUCCAGGACUCAGCGUCCCAGAGGUUGCCAGGGCCCCACGAGGUGGUGUUCUACACUGAAACGGAGGACAGCCCGGGCGUGAUGCUGUGGAGAUACCCCGAGCCCCGAGUGCUCACCUUCGUCAGGAUUACUCCUGUACCCUUCAACACCACGGAGGACCCCGAGAUCAGCACGGCCGACCUGGGGGAUGUCCUGCAGGUACCAUGCUGUCUGGAGUACUGGGAUGAGCUCCAGCAGGCCUUCGUUCCGUACCGGGAGUUCAGCCUGUCGGAGAGCAGCGCCUGCCAGCUGCAGCUGCCCAGCCUCAGCCUCACCGACCAGCAGAAGGAGCUGGUGGCGUCAGACCUGUGGAGGAUAGUUCUCAAUAAUAACGGAGAGGGGGGAGAUGAGCAGAGUCUGGACAGCGAGAGUGGCUCCCAGGUGCCCUGCGAUCAGUUGGUGUCUCCGACGGCGCUGGCGGCCUGCACCCGGGUGGACUCCUGCUUCGCACCCUGGUUCGUCUCCUCCCUCGGCGUCUCCCUACAACUGGCACAGCUGGAGGUUCACCUCUGCCACCACCUCGAAACGCUGGGCACAGUUCCAUCUCGGCAACUUCGUCCCUUCCUGCCGGACAGGAAGUUGCCUCAGGAGCAGGAGUUCAUGGUGAUCGGUGCCCGGGAGCCGAGGGUCUUCCUGCGCCAGUGGAGCAACGGGCCACUUCACUGUCAGGAGAUCAGCUUUUCCACCCAGGUGGACUGCAAGCUGCUGGAGUAUCGCAACGUCACACACCUUCAGCUUCUCCAGCCCUGUGUGCUACAGGGCCAGGCCGCAGCCGCCAGCUGCCCAGAGAACACCACGUUGGAUGUGAACGUGUUUGUGGAUCCAGUGUUCCUCAGCAUCAGCCAGUACAGCAUCCACACUGUGGACACUGCCCUGCUCAGCUGGCAACAGAAUGGGAGCCCAGAGGCCGAGGAGCUGGUCUACAGCCACUAUGUGAUCUGUAACGACACCCACGAAACCCUGCGCUUUGGCCAGGUGGACACGGACGAGAAUGUGCUGCUGGCCAGCCUCCACAGCCACCAGUACAGCUGGAGAUCCCACAAGUCCCCUCAGCAGCAGCAGCAGCAGCAGCAGCAGCAGCAGCAGCAGCAGCGGGCCUGUUCAGCACCACUGCUGCACAUCUGCAUCGAGGGCUGGGGGAACUGGCGCUGGUCGGAGGCCUUCAGCGUGGACAACGUGGGGACUCUGCUGAGGACCAUUCAGUACAAAGGGCGCACCGCCUCGCUCAUCAUCAAGGUGCUGCAGCUCAGUGGAGUCCAGAAACAGGUGAUAAUCUGUGGGCGGCAGGUGAUGUGCAGCUACCUGACCCAGGACAUUGAGCUGCGAGUGGUGCAGCACUACGUGGGGCCUGACAGUCAGACGGUGGUCCGGGAACACUGCGACUGCCUGGAGGCGGGCGCCAAGUUGCCGUCCUACGUGCUGGAGGACGCCGAGAUGACGGAGCUGUGCGUGCGGGCCCGCGGAGACGAAGACUGGUCCCAGGACGUUCAGCUGGAGAGGAGGAGCAGAGGGAGCAGCAGCUCUGUCGUGCAGGUGCCGUGUUCCAGUGGUUCUUUGCUCUACGUGUGGUGUACGCUCAUCACCAUUGAACCAGACUCACACAUGCAACAGAGAGUAGUGGUCUUCAGUCCACUGUUCGUCAUGAGGAGCCACUUGCCAGAUCCGGUGAUCAUCCACAUAGAGAAGCGGAGUCUGGGACUGAGAGAGAGCCAGCUGAUACAGGGACAGGGCCUCCAGGAGCCGCUGCUGAACACCGAGGCUGACCUCACCCACCAUCUCACGUUCCAGGCCAGGGAAGACGAGGAUGCCUCCCAGUGUGCUGUGCCAAUCUCCACCAACCUGAUCAAACAGAUAGCAAAUAAAACCGGAAACGAGGACAAUCUGAAAGACGUCUUGGCCGACUUCUACGGUCCGAAGACGUCCACUGAGCCACCGUGGCCCUACCUCACCAGGGACGCUGACAGGUCUGUGCUGGAGCCCCUUGCCCAGUGGGACAGUCCCAUGCAGGUGAAACUGUCCUGCUGGAAACCGGGCCUGAACUCUCUGCUGGUGGAGCUGCUGCCCUGGGCGCUGCUGGCCAACCACUCCCAAUGGGACCUCUGGCUUUUUGAGGGGGAGACCAUUGUACUCCAGAUACCAGCCGGCAAAGUCAUCGUACCGCCCAACUUCAAGGAAGCCUUCCAGAUCGGUAUCUACUGGGCCCACACCAACACGGUCCACAAGUCCACCGCACUGAAACUGGUCCAUGACCUGACUUCUCCUCGGUGGAAGGAGGGCUCCGGCUCAGAGGUGGUGACGCUGGACGAGGAGGGGAACGUGGAGGCAGACAUCACCCUGGGAGCCUUGCCUGGAAGACAGAAGCUGUGUCAGUUCUGUGUGUCGUCUGUGGUGAGACACGGCAUCCAGAUCCUACAGAUAGAGGACAGGACCAUCCUCGUCAACAACACUCCGUACACGAUACAGUGCAGACCCCUGCUGACCGACCACGCGCUGGGAGCCGGCGACCAGGCUUGUGAGAUACCAGAGACGGCCACGUUCAGUCUGGCUCCCUCUGAGCAGUCGUCCCCGGCCAAGCCCAGCUCCGUGCCAUGCUGGGACCUCCUCCAAACCAGUGUCCAGGGAAAGGUGGAGCACCCGCUGCCACUCAGAUACAUGCUCUUCAGCGCCUUUCCCAGGCCCGAUGCCGGAGGUGGCUCCGCGGCCUGGAGCCUCCCCGCGCCCGUUCGUCCAGACUUCCCCAGGCAGAGUUUGUCGGUUCCCGGGGAACCGAACGCUGGGCUCGGCCCGAGCAGCAGAGCCGUCGUGCUGACGUAUCAGGAGCACCUGGGGGUGACAUACAUCAUCCUGAACGAGGACCCCUGUCCCCGCAUGCUGAUCGACAACAAGUGUCCCGUCCCGCUGCUGUUGAAGGAAACUGUCAAAGAAACUCCAAGGGCCGAGGUGUACUGCCGUCCGCUGCCUGCCAAUCGUUCUCUGCACCACGAGUUCUACCACCACUUCUCCAGUUUCCCAGAGUGCAGGCAGAAAGACACGCUGCCCACGCUGCAGCUGAGAACCACAUCAGGCCACAGCACCACCGACUGGACCGACCCCAUAGAUAUCAACUGCCUCGGCACUCAGGUGGUGUUCCUGCCGGGCUUCGGGUGUCUCUACGUGGACGUGGUGCAUGAGAAAGGAACCCUGGUUCUGUCUCUGGCACCAGAGGGCAGUGUGGACGCUGUGAUCAACCACAGCAGGUCGACAAAGCUGUCCUUCAGAGUCCUCCUGAGUGAGACGAGUGUGUCGCUGAGUGAUGACAUCACUAGUCCCUCCGGUUCUGUGGAGCUUCUGAGACUCACGUUGACCAAGCUGCUCCUCAGUCUGGCUCCGGCACCCAGCUCUCUUCCCCUGGAGCCGCCGGUCGACCCCGGCGUGGACAUGGCGCCUAUCUCGGCUCUGAUGCCCGACGGCUCUCUGAUCGAGGUCUGCUGCUCCAGUCUGCAAGUGGACAACCAGCUGUACAACCGCGCCAGUUUCCACUUCCCCGUGCUGCUGUGCCAGGACCAGAGGGGGGGGGCUGACCCCGGGGGUCCGUGGAGCAGCGAUGACAACCCCGCGGACUCCCCCGAAGCCCUGGAGGAGUUCAAGCGCUCUUGUUUCCUUCGGCUCAGGAUGAUGCUGGCUGGGGACAGAUGCACCUUGGAGGAGGUCACCUUCCAGCUCCAGCCUGCCAGAGUCUACCUGGAAGACACCUUCGUUUACUACAUCAAGACCCUGUUCUACACCUACAUCCCCGACAGAGCUAUAGCCUCAUCUGUAGCAGCGAGCCAGAGGAGACGAGAGCCGGGAUCAGCGCCCGUCCUCCCUGAACAGGUGCUUCAGUCGAUGCAGGCGUUGGUCCGCCCCGUGCGGCUGCAGAGGUUGACCAUCCAGCCGGUCAACCUGCUGGUCAGCAUCCACGCCUCCCUGAAGCUGUACAUCGCCUCGGACCACACUCCUCUGUCCUUCUCGCUGUUCGAGAUGGGGCCGCUCUGCACCACGGCCCGCCAGCUGGUCCACGUCCUCGCCAUGCACUACGCUGCCGGCGCCCUCUUCAGAGCUGGUUGGGUGGUGGGGUCUCUGGAGAUCCUCGGCAGUCCUGCCAGCCUGGUGCGGAGCAUCGGCAACGGAGUGUCCGACUUCUUCCGCCUGCCAUACGAGGGUCUGACCCGGGGGCCCGGAGCCUUCGUCAGCGGGGUGUCCAGAGGGACCACCUCCUUCGUCAAACACAUCUCAAAAGGUACGCUGACGUCCAUCACUAACUUGGCAACGAGUCUGGCCAGGAACAUGGACCGGCUGUCUCUGGAUGAGGAGCACUACACCCGGCAGGAGGAGUGGAGGCGACAGCUGCCAGAGAACCUCGGGGAAGGACUGAGGCAGGGGCUGUCACGCCUCGGCAUCAGCCUGCUAGGAGCGAUCGCGGGCAUCGUGGACCAGCCCAUGCAGAACUUCCAACGCAACUGGGACAUGCAGAGCUCGGCCGGCAGCAAGGCCAAGGGGGUCAUCUCUGGAGUGGGGAAAGGCAUUGUGGGUGUUUUCACCAAGCCCAUCGGCGGAGCGGCUGAACUGGUGUCCCAGACUGGAUACGGGAUCCUUCACGGAGCCGGACUGUGGCAGCUUCCUAAACAACUGUACCUGCCCGUCGAGGAGAUGUCGGCUCAGGCACCGAACAGUCACCUCAAAUACGUCUGGAAGAUGCUCCAGUCCCUGGGGCGGCCGGAGCUCCACAUGGCCCUGGAGGUGACCAUCGUGAGCGGCUCGGGUCAGGAGCACGCCGGCUGCCUGCUGCUCACCUCCGAGGUGCUGUUCGUGGUCAGUCUCAGCGAGGACACGCAGCAGCAGGCGUUCCCCAUCACGGAGGUGGAGUGUCAGCAGGAGCCGGGACAGGAAGCGGAGCUCACCCUCACCUUACAGCAGCAGAGAGUCGCCAGUGACACAGACGGGGACGGUGUUCGCGAGCGUCUGUCGGAGCAGCAGUACCAGCGGCUGGUGGAUUACGUGACGAGAGCCUCCCAGUUUCUCUCCCCCUCCGCCGCGUCUCUCCAGCUGCAGCCGCCGGUGACGCUCGCCGAGCCCCCGCCCUCCGUCGCCAAGUCCUACCGCUACCUGGUGGAUCCCGCCUUCGCCAAGGUGUUCGUCAGUAAGUUCAAUGCGGUGAAGAACAAAGCUCUGCGCAUCGGAUUCCACUAACACACGGUGGGCACACAAGAUCUUUGAUCCAACUAAUAUGAAGCCUUAUGAAAAUGUUUGGAUAUGCAGAAAAGAUAAAUAUACGUUUAUGCCAAACAAUACCUGUUGAGGUAAAAAAAUAACUUUUUGUAUUUAACUUCAUGUCCAAUCUUUAUAAAUUGCCUUUGAAAGUUAUAUAUUUAUACAACAAACGUCACAAUGCCACAGAAAGAAUCUGAGGGGUUUAGAAUCUGUUUUAAUCAUAGAGACAUAAGUUAAGAUUCAUUCCUUCACGCCAGGAAUUUUUUAUUAACUGAACUUUAAAACAAAUAAGAAUCGUGUCAAAUUAAAACAAGACUCCAGUCCGUCAGUGUGGAACCUCUUCAGUGUCGCAGAUCCAUUUUCAUUUCUGCCAAAACUAUCUGCAACGUUUCACUCGGCAGAAGAAGCUCUUGGUGUUUACGUCCUCAUAAGUGCAAUAUUAUAUACAUGUUGAUGACGCUAAAGAAAAACUAGCUGCCAAC
This is a messenger RNA of Scophthalmus maximus (turbot), 12869 nucleotides long. RefSeq names its product vacuolar protein sorting-associated protein 13B-like. The transcript has 69 exons. NCBI's taxonomy places the organism in Eukaryota, Metazoa, Chordata, Actinopteri, Pleuronectiformes, Scophthalmidae. The record is from RefSeq and is a predicted model, not a curated record. The coding region runs from base 145 to 12366 and encodes 4073 amino acids.